This is a messenger RNA of Vespula pensylvanica (western yellowjacket), 2377 nucleotides long. It is a transcript of the gene Cth, whose product is annotated as cystathionine gamma-lyase. The transcript is spliced from 8 exons. Lineage: Eukaryota; Metazoa; Arthropoda; Insecta; Hymenoptera; Vespidae. Gene Ontology annotation, biological process: transsulfuration. Gene Ontology annotation, cellular component: cytoplasm. Bases 183 to 1355 code for a protein of 390 amino acids. The record is from RefSeq and is a predicted model, not a curated record. Gene Ontology annotation, molecular function: pyridoxal phosphate binding; cystathionine gamma-lyase activity.
UGAUCUUACCGCCAGUUUGCGCUUCGAUCACAAUUUCAAAUAGCGCAUGUGCGCUGCAAGCUUUUGCAACGAGAUUUUACCAACCACCGCAUUAUGUGUUUAUCAAUUGGUAUAAAUUUUUCUGUUGCUAACUGCGUUUCACGUGAUACGUGUUUCUAAGAUAUAAGAUACAUAUUGUCAGAAUGCCAGCUAAUAUCCAGGAAGAUUUUUCCGGUUUUUCCACAAAAGCUAUUCAUGCUGGUCAAGAUCCGGCUCAAUGGAGUCAUCGGUCGUUAGUUCCACCUUUAGUAAUGUCUACCACGUUUCAACAAAAUGGUCCGGCAGAACAUAAUGGUUACGAGUACGGCAGAAGCGGUAACCCAACGCGCAAUGUAUUGGAGACGUGUUUAACGGCGUUAGAAGGUGGAAAACAUGGUUUUGCUUUUUCAUCGGGUUUGGGAGCUAUCACAGCUAUAGCCGGUUUAUUGCAUACCGGAGAUCACGUUAUUUCUGGAGAUGACGUAUACGGCGGAACUAAUCGUUUUUUUCAAAAGUGCUUGGUCAAACAAGGUAUUGAAAUUUCUUUUGUCGAUCUGACAGAUACAAAAAAUCUCUUGGCUGCUCUACAACCAAACACCAAGAUGGUUUGGUUGGAGACACCCACGAAUCCUUUAUUAAAAUUAGCGGACAUUGAAGAAGUUGCAAACGUUUUAAAGUCUAAGAGUUCAGAUAUCGUUUUAAUAGUCGAUAAUACCUUUCUAACGUGUUAUUAUCAAAAACCGUUAGAACUUGGAGCUGAUCUUGUAGUAUAUUCUCUAACAAAAUAUAUGAAUGGACAUUCGGAUAUUAUUAUGGGUGCGGUAAUUACGAGGAGAGAUGAUUUAGCAGAGAAACUUCGUUUUCUACAAAAUGCAAUGGGAAUAAUUCCAUCGCCUUUCGAUUGUGCUAUGGUUAAUCGUAGUUUAAAAACUUUAGAACUUAGAAUGCAGCAGCAUAUGAAAAGUGGAUUAGCUGUUGCCAAAUUUUUGGAUAAGCAUCCUCUAGUGGAUAAAGUUAUUCAUCCUUAUCUCCCAUCUCAUCCACAGUAUCAACUUGCUCUUAAGCAAUCGACGGGUCACAGUGGCAUAGUUUCAUUCUAUAUCAAAGGAAAUUCCAAAAAAUUUUUGAAAAGUCUCAAAUUAUUUGCUUUAGCAGAAUCGCUUGGUGGCUAUGAAUCUUUGGCAGAAUUACCAUCCGUUAUGACGCACGCUUCUGUCCCAGAAGUCACAAGGAAUGAACUAGGAAUCACGGAUCAGUUAAUUCGUUUAUCCGUCGGACUUGAAACCGAAAAAGAUUUGUUAGCGGAUCUUAAUCAAGCUUUGGAAGCUUCUCAAUGAUACAAAAGAUAUUAUUUACUUUCAAUUAUUUUCAUGUAAGACGUAAUGUUUUAAAGAGACGCGUCACAGAUCGCCACAUAGAAACUGUAUAAUACACACACGCGCGCGCGCGCGCGCGCGUAUUGUUAACCUCUCAGAAAGGAGAUAUGUUAACUGUUAGAAAUUAUUUUUUUAAAGAACGUUUUAACACAUUCCGAUGAUCACAGGUUAAAUAAGAAUGCAAUAGUGAUACGUUUUGCCAUGCGCUUCGUAUUGAUUUUUAACAACACGAGUAUACUUCUCUUUUUCUUUUUUGUAUAUGUAAUAACUGCUGCUAUUAGUUUCUUAUUUAAAAAAGAAAAAAAAAAAAAAAGUAACAAAUUAGUCGAUAUAAAUUUCCUUGCAGUUGCAUAUCUAUAUAGAUAUAUAGAUUUUUAUAUUUAUUUAUAUCCAUAUGUUACUGCUAAAAAAUAUUUCCAAACGUAGUCUUUCAUUUACGCGUGUGAGAACUCUUAUUGAAUGUAAAUAAAUAAAUCUAAUGUUUUCGGCAAGGAAAUUUAAAUGUCAUUAAGAAAGAGAUGGAUAUUCUUAUACUUUUGACAUUUCUAGAAUUUAAGGUAAUUAGAUUUGUGAAUUUCUUUUUUUCCUUAGAACUAAUUAAAAGAAGAAAAGAAAAAAGUUGAAACGUGAAUAUUAAAACUAAGAUGCAAUAGAUACUUGACGAUAUUAGAAACAUACGAGACAACAGUGUUACAUGGUAUCAGUAUUUAUAUAAAUCUUUAUUGAUUUUGAAAUUUUAUUACUGUAAAUUAAUUUUCGAAGUAUGUCGUAAUUUAGCAGUUUUAAUUCUAUCAUAUUCUUGCGCUUGGUUGUAUAAUAAUACACCAGCUAUUACGGCACAAGUUCCAAGGGCCGAUAAACCGGUUACUGAAUUGUUGAACAGUAAAACCGAGAGCCAUAUUAAAAAAGCUCUUUUUGCUGUAUUGGCAACGCUGCAAAACGAAUAAUAAAUAAAAAGUUAAGAAGAAAAAUUAUUGAUAUUA